AUGAAGAGGAUAUUGACGACGUUCAAGAGGGAGAAAGGGGAUGGUUUGUCUUGUCCCCUCUUUUGUUUGCCUUUGGCGUGAGGGGCUGGAGGUGCUAAUGGGGGGAGGGGAAAAAACGCAGUGGGCGAAGGGAGGAGAUUCAGAGGCAUAGGAGACCGCGGAAGGAGCGGUUCUUCAACUUCACUAGCGGAGGAUGACACCCCGGAGGGGAGGAUCGUAAUCGCUACUGUACACUUCCCUUUCCUAUUAUUUCCCACCCUCAUCUGAUGGUCCCAGAAAUUGUUCUGCGAAUCCGGCGGCCCGCAAAAUGAAAAUCCGGGCGAGGAAGUGCUGUACCUCCCCACCAUAGUCGACUUGGCUGAAUCCUCACCGACGGCUGCCCGCGCGGCGGCUCACACUAUACGCAAGUUCCUGGAGUUGAAGAAGAACAAUAACAGUUUGCGGCCGUACACACAGUACAACGCCAUCAUGCUGACCCGCAUCCUCAGCGACAACCCGGGCCGCACCUUCACGCGCAACCUGGCCGAGGCCAAGUUCGUCGCGACGGUGAAGGAGCUGCUGAAGCAUGGGCGCGAGCCGAGCGUGCGACAGAUACUGGUGGAGACGCUGGAGCACUUUGACGGGAAGGCGAGCGUGGUGGGGGACGGGGAUGAGGAGGUGGAGGGGUUGAAGGGACUGGUGGAGGUAUGGGCGAAGGAGAAGAGGAAUAUGGCGAAGUUGUCCAAGUCUGCCCCCGCCCCCGGUGGUGGUGGCGGCCGCGGCUUCUUCACCAGCGGUUCCAACAACACAAACGGUCAAUACCAACCGCACCCCCACCCGACCCACUACCCCACCCACGAAUUGCGGCUCCCAAACAUGGAAGAGCUAGCAGCCCGCAUCUCCGAAGCCCAAACCUCCGCCAAGCUCCUCGAACAAGUGCUGCAAUCCACCCCUCAGCCGGAGAUCCCGCGCAACGAACUCAUCCGCGAGUUCGCCGACCGCUGCAAGGUCGCCUCGCGCUCCAUGCAGAAAUACAUAUCCGCCGCCACCGGGGGAGAUGGCGGUGUAAUGGACGAGGACACGCUGACAACGUUGAUUAUGACGAAUGACCUACUGACGAUGGCUGUUGGCAAGCAUGCCCAUGCUGUCAAGGAGGCGCUCGAGAAGCAGGAGGUACACAAGACCGUGGAGGGGGCCAGGAUUACUAACGUUGCGGGGGGGGAUGCGUACGUGAUAGAGGGUGGGGGCGGGGGUGGCGGUGGUGAUGAACCGGGUACGCCGCCGAGGGGUGCGGGUAUGAAGGUUGAUGUGCAGAGUGGUGCGCGGAGGGAGAGGGUGGGUGUACCAGAUAGUCCGGUCAGCCCUGCGGUACGUAUUACUUUUUACUAUAUUUCAUCUCAUGUUUUUUCCUUUCCUUCCCUUUUUCCUUUCGAAGAAAGAAAGCAAAUGCUAACUUGGCCAUGGUGUUGUAGUCUCCCGAGCCAGUGGCAUAUCGGUAUUGAUCAAUUGAUUGACAUGAUACAGACUCUUUCUACCCACCAAUCUAGUCUAUAUUUCAUUAAUCCACUCUUUUUCUAUAUUUCCUUCCACCGUGCCUUUCCUUUUCUCGUUUAACGCUUUUUAAUUUUUUUUACCAAUUUUCCUUUAAAACUAUCCAACCAACCAACCAACCAACCAACCAACAUGGCCCAUCAUACUCCCCCCAAGUCAUGUAUUCUAAUUUACAGUAAGCUGCUCACAAUACUAUGAUUUCGUCGGUCCUUUUUCUAAAAAAAAAUUUAAAACUAAAAUUAGGAUAUCUUGAUUUUUUUUUACCUUAUUUCAUUUUUUAUUUCCCUAUUUCCUUCACUAACUUGACCCUUUUUUGCAUUUGCCGUGGCUAUUUACCCACACUACUUGUAUCUUGUCUUCACCAAUUUUGCUACACCCGCUCGCACGUCGCUAUAGCACCAGGAAUUCCCCGCACUUGGCUGGCUUCGGUCGGCGAUAUUGGUCCCAUACCACACUCACUUGUGCUCCACUGUACUCGUACUGUACAGUAUUUAUACUCGAGGUACUUUCUCUAAACAUGAGUCUAACAUUUAAACGCUAUUUUAACCCCGUCUACCCAUUCAUCCAUAUAUCAUUGUCAGAUGUUAUUAUUUUCUUUUUUUUUUAGAAAAAAAAAUCAAAAUCUACCGGUAU
Messenger RNA from Tuber aestivum (summer truffle), 2163 nucleotides. NCBI's taxonomy places the organism in Eukaryota, Fungi, Ascomycota, Pezizomycetes, Pezizales, Tuberaceae. The record is from the annotation of a GenBank genome assembly.